This is a messenger RNA of Labrus mixtus (cuckoo wrasse), 3397 nucleotides long. RefSeq names its product mitogen-activated protein kinase kinase kinase 20a (gene map3k20a). The coding region runs from base 268 to 1569 and encodes 433 amino acids. NCBI's taxonomy places the organism in Eukaryota, Metazoa, Chordata, Actinopteri, Labriformes, Labridae. Gene Ontology annotation, biological process: protein phosphorylation. The transcript has 12 exons. The record is from RefSeq and is a predicted model, not a curated record. Gene Ontology annotation, molecular function: protein kinase activity; protein binding; ATP binding. Gene Ontology annotation, cellular component: cytoplasm.
GGCAAACAGUCCGGUCCACUCUCAUGUUGUCUGCUGCUGCUUGAAGAAGUUGUGCAACCAGUUUAACCACCACCGGAGUUGGUGAGAGUAGAGAAAUACUUAAACGUCACAUGAGAUUUCCCGGAACUCUGACUUUCUGUGGUAUUUCUUACUGAUAGUUUAAUUUUGGUGUAACGAGUAAAGUCCUGCACCGACGACGAGCUGGACUGAAACCGGAAACUUCACACCUAAUGUCGAAGCUGAGCUGGUGCUGAGUGUCAUUAUGAGAUGUCGUCUCCAAGCCCCUCUUUCGUACAAAUCAGGUUCGAUGACAUCCACUUCUACGAGAACUGUGGCGGCGGCAGCUUCGGAAGUGUCUACCGAGCCAGGUGGAUCUCCCAGGACAAAGAGGUGGCUGUGAAGAAACUGCUCAAGAUCGAAAACGAGGCUGAAAUCCUCAGUGUCCUCAGCCACCGUAACAUCAUCCAGUUUUAUGGGGCCAUUGUUGAAGCUCCCAACUAUGGCAUUGUCACUGAGUAUGCGAGUGGUGGGUCGUUGUACGAUUACCUCUCCAGCGAUGAGAGUGAGGAAAUGGACAUGGGGCAGAUCAUGACAUGGGCUGCAGAGAUGGCCAGAGGAAUGCACUAUUUACAUUCAGAGGCUCCUGUUAAGGUCAUCCACAGAGACUUAAAGUCCAGGAAUGUCGUUUUGGCAGCGGACAAAGUUCUCAAGAUCUGUGAUUUUGGGGCAUCCAAAUUCCUGACCCACACAACACACAUGUCCUUAGUGGGCACAUUUCCCUGGAUGGCUCCGGAGGUGAUCCAGAGCCUGCCUGUGUCUGAGACAUGUGACACUUUCUCCUACGGUGUGGUGCUGUGGGAAAUGCUAACCCGUGAGAUACCUUUCAAAGGCCUGGAAGGUUUACAAGUGGCCUGGCUCGUGGUGGAAAAAAAUGAGAGGUUAACUAUCCCGAGUGGCUGUCCUGCCAGCUUCGCUGAACUCAUGAGGAACUGCUGGGCAACAGAGCCAAAAGGAAGGCCAAUGUUCAAGGAGAUCCUCUCCACUUUGGAGUCCAUGUCUAACGACAGCCAACUUCCUCAACAGUGCAACUCCUUUCUUCACAACAAGGCUGAAUGGAGGAUUGAGAUCGAGGCCACACUCGAGAGACUGAAGAAGCUGGAGAGAGACCUGAGCACCAAAGAGCAGGAGCUGAAAGAGCGAGAGCGCCGUCUGAAGAUGUGGGAGCGCAAACUUGUGGAACAAUCCAACAGCCCGCUCUUCUUUCCCGCGGCUCAAAAGAUAAGUGCUCAGUCGUAUUAUCAGUCAAAGACGGAGGAGUCAAACAGUUCACAGAUGUCCUGUCAGAUCACAACCUCCGGUAACGAGGAGGUGAAUCUGCAGUCGGUGAUGAUGAAAGGCUUUGACGACGUGUUUUCCUUGGACUUUGGCCUUCCCGUGUUGCACUCGGGCAUGCGGGUCAACAUGCAGGCGAGGCAGAACUCCUCCGUGUCGAGCUGUGUCAGAGAAGGACGCAAAAUCAACAUGACUGUGGGGAGGGGACGCUUCGCUUGGUCUGAUGACAGCGAAUAGACUCGACGAUGUUACAGCUACAUCUGUAGAAUCCUUUAAUGUAACUCGAUGCAUAAUUAGUAUCAUACAGGCACUUUUUUCUCAAUGAAGUGCUGCUUGAAUCCUGUUAAAUAGUUUAAUUCAGUUUCUACCACAUCCCUGAAAAAGCACGUCUUUGCACGGCAAUCCCUCUGCUUUAUUCAACUUCUUGAUUUGCCUUUAGAAAUAGCUCAGUGCAGCACAGAAAUAUGUUAUAGAUUAUAUUUGUAACUCUCAACCUAUGGAGGACCUAUUAUGAAUGUCAUUUACUGUAUGCCUAAUGUACUGGAUGUAUAGUGCCAUGCUGUGAAGAAAGAGCCACGUGAGCCAGUUGCUUAGAGAAGGCCAGGCUUUUAUGAUGAAGUGACAUUUUGCUGACAUUAAGAUUGGCCAAUUUGUUCUGGAUGUGGUGGAGUGCAGUUGUUGAGACGCAGUCUUCUCUCACCAGGAUGAAAAAGUACAUGGUUUUUUUUUUUUUUUUUUCUGCUGACUGAACCCAGGUUCAAAACAGCAGGAGAGGGACUUUGCUGUGUGAUUGUCAGCUUCAUUCUUCAUUUGACUUCCUAGUUUUCAAGAUCGGCUACUUUUCUAGGCCCAGAAAUAUUACUUAAAAUGAAGAAAUUAUUCAAAUGUAAUCCUAAAUCAGGAGUCAAAGUAUAACCAAAGAAGUAUAGGUUUUCAUUAUAAAUUCACUGAAUAAAAACAAACAAAAAGAAAAUGGGAUGGGGCACCAGAUAGCGUAGCAGUUAUGUUGCGUGCCCUAUGUACAGAGGCUUUAGUACUCUUCGCAGCGGCCUUGGGUUCGAAUCCGACCCCGGCGCUUUAACCCCCCCACUCUCUGAUACCACCAUUUCCUGUCUCUCUUCAGCUUUCCUAUCCAAUAAAGGCAAACUGGGAAAUAAAGAAACUGGGAUGUUACCAAUGUUCAUACCAAUUUUUUUUUUCAUUACUUCUUUGUAAUUCUUUGUGUCUGUUCUUUAAAUCAGCUGUGUGUUUGGAUGUCUUAUAAAAUGUAACUCUCCUCUUGAAUGUCACUGGAACUUGUCUUACAAACUGCAUGUCGCUGAUCUGUCUCAGAGACGAUGUUAGACUCCCACACUGACAACAUUUUCUUUCAUAUUUAACCAUGAAAAACAACAACAGACGCCUUCUUCUGCCCAAUAAAAACGUGUCUCUGAAUCAGCAGUUGGUACACCAGCUUGCCAGCAUUCAAAUGAUGCAACACAUCAGAUGCACAUCGGUUACUUACAACGAUGCAUGCCACAUUAUUUGCUGAUGGGCUGAUGUUUGUCAACAGGGCCAAUAUCAGCCUUUAUGGAUGUUCCACCAACAUUGGUGCGUCCCUAGUUUUAAAAUAAUUAUCCAUACUGUAUCACAACAUGUGGUCCUCACAUAUUGCCUCCAGUCCUGCACUUUACAGGAGAUGAAUGGUGUUAGCUACAUUGUUGAGUUAGGUAUUAAGCAUCAUCUUGUGGAAGGACAUGCUUCCUUGAGCAUAGCCCAUUAAAUGCCCCCCUCGCAUGUUCUCAUCAGUCAUUCUCAUGAGGAUGUAAUCCUCUGUAUUCCUCUGUUGUUGCUUGUUAGCCUCCUGUCGUGAGCUAAUAAUCCUAUUCAAACAAUGCCUGUAAUGCUGUACCAUCAGGUCCCUGCUCGUACUAGACUAGACAUCAAAAUGAACACAGAAAAAAACACUUGCUAAACAUUUCAUGGCAUUUCCAUCACAAUCAUAUAACGAGCAGGUUCUUUGUGUGACUUAUUUACCUGAAUCCUACAUGAUUGUGUCAAUAAAUCAAUAUCUUUCAAACAUGUG